Messenger RNA from Leptosia nina, 867 nucleotides. NCBI's taxonomy places the organism in Eukaryota, Metazoa, Arthropoda, Insecta, Lepidoptera, Pieridae. The record is from the annotation of a GenBank genome assembly.
AUGAAGGAAAUCAUUGCAUUGCUAUGCGUCACGGUGUGCUGUGUCAAUGGAGGUGCAUUGGUUUGGCCAGGUGCCGUUCCGCUUGCAGCAUCUGUCAGAACCAUUAUACCACCCCAAGUCAAGGGAUUCGCUUACUCAACCAGCCAGUAUAUAAAUUCUGUGCCGCAAUACACAGUAGGAUAUCAAGGCUAUCAACCGCAGUAUAAUUACCAAUUUCCCCAAGUAGUUUACCCUACGUAUCCUGGAAUAAGCUUGCAACCAGUCUUAUCACCAGCAUAUUACCCCGGGGCGACUCCAAUUUAUCCCGCGGGUCCUAUUGGCAUACCAAUUGCGCCUCCACCCUUCCAGAAUCAGCCAUCGCGACCUUUGCCAGUUGCUCCAUCUCAAGAGCCUGCUGGUGAUGAAGACACUGCUGUGGUUGAUUCCGCUGACUUCGCGUCUGGACAGAGAGAUCAACCUCAGCAUGGAUCUGCUACGCAGGGAACUGCCCCCCAAGGAAACCCAACUAACACCGGCUCUUACGAUUCCAAGAAUAUGCCAGGAUUCCCACAAAUCCAACAAUAUCCUGAUUCCCCUCAAAUUCCCCAAACACCAGAGAUACCCCAGAUUCCGCAAAUCCCAGAUAUUCCCCAAGUGCCACAACGUCCCGAAGUACCACAGAUUCCGCAAAUCCCUCAAAUCCCACAAAUUCCACAGUACCCAUCCGGAGGCGGCUUUCCUCAAUUCCCACAAUACCCUCAGCCACCACAAUUUCAACCAAACCCAUCAUACCCAUCUGGUUCAGCGCCCCAAACCGGUUUCAUACCAUCGCAAAGUGGAAGCCAAAGUCUCAGCGAUGAAGACACCGUAGCUGUAGAAUCCGCCUGA